GAUAAGAGGCGGAUGAACCUGACUUCUGUGAAGAGGGUGGAUCCGUACACCUCGGAGCUCAUCGAUACGGCGUCUCACGUCGCUUUAUACGUCUUCGUCAACAAUCAAUGGGAGAAGACAGAUAUAGAAGGAGCUCUCUUCAUCUAUGAAAGAGACGGGGCUCCUUUCCACAAUUUUGUAAUCAUCAAUCGCCUAAACACGACAAAUAAGAUUGAACCUGUGACCAAGGACCUUGAGUGUCAAACUCAGUCACCCUUUCUCCUCUACAAAAACAGUCAAGGGCAAAUCUAUGGGAUUUGGUUCUGGGAAGUAAGCGAGUGCGAGAGAAUCGGUCGUCUUCUGGCCCAGAUCUUGCAGAAUCUGAACAAAAACUCUAUGGAUGGGAAGAAACAAUUUGUGGUGGGAGGAGGUGGAGGCGAGAAGCAGCCGACCGGUCGAUUGGUUCGGCCCCAGCCAGUUCAUGUUGGGAUGGGGAAGGCAAGUCCUGGAUCUGGGACAACUCUAACUGUGGAGGACUUCUUUGCCAAGGCUUCUGGAGCAACUGUCCCCCAUAUUCCCAAGCCUGCCAUUAGUCCAGCUGCUUCUCAUACUCCAAAUGUGAAGGUCCCGAUACGCAGCCCAGGAGGAGGAGAGGUGCUCCAGAGGGUUCUGUCGAACCCGGCUCAUUGCGUCGAGCACAUCGAGAGGCUCCAGAGAAACGAGCCUCCCGCGGCCGCUGGCUUGGAAAAGGACCUGAGAGACUCGCUCCACCUGGAACCACCUCCUGCCAAGGCAAAGAAUGAAGUAGUCUCCCUACAGGAACUCUUUGACACUGUCCCUAAGGACACCCUCACUCCUCCUCCCCCUACCCCGUUAUCUGCUGCUAAAGAGGAAGAUCUUAUGGAGUUUGGCACGUGCACGUCUCCCGUCGUGAGGAGCUCGGAAGUGACCACGCCCACGCAGCGCAGUUCCAACGUGGUUCUCAUGUCUCCCAUGAUGUUCACCUCAUCCAAGGACUCCAAGGACAUUCCCCAACCGCCCAGCGGAAACGGGAAUGCAUCCUCGGUGCAGUCGUCCUCUGGCGAAUGGAACGGCUGGGGAGAUUCGGACGUCACCCCGCUGACCAAAAAUCAGUUGCUCCAGGCAUUAGAAUACCUCUUGAAGAACGACGUCGACUUCGUCGCGAAGCUGCACGAGGCUUAUGUGAAGAGCCUGAACGCACGAACUCUCCAGAAAUUGUGACGUCGGUGAACCGCAGCAGCCCGAGCGCACUGUGAUGAUGGGAUUCCGGAGUGGACUUUGACUGAUGGUUCUGUUUUGCCGGCCAGACCGAAAGAAAGACUCGUUGCAUUUGGUCCUUCUCGUUUCCUCAUUUCGAGUUUGUCGCAUCGCCACGAAGUGAAUCUCGCCCGAAAGGUGUCGCGUGGGACCGAAUUCGGGGUCGUGCUUUUUGCUGCUGGACAGUACGUCGAGGCGAGUUUCUUUUUUUUUUUUGUCCCUUUUGUUUUGUAUCCCGUGAUGUUUUGCAGCUGCGGUUGCCGUUCUCCGACCCUCGAACGACUCUGUUGCGGCCGGUAACGGUCGGUGACACUCGGAUUGCAUUUCCGGGAGAAGCGCCCGAACGGCCUUCACUUUUCUCUCUUUUCGACUUCUGUGACUUCGAAGCGUCCUCUGGCGGAUCGGAAGGUGGUGGAAUCCUGUGAUGUAGAAUAAAAGUCCUAUCCCCGG
Molecule: messenger RNA, 1707 nt
Organism: Darwinula stevensoni
Lineage: Eukaryota; Metazoa; Arthropoda; Ostracoda; Podocopida; Darwinulidae
Source: the annotation of a GenBank genome assembly